GGUUUUUGUGUUUAUUUAUUUUUGUGGUUGCCGGAUAGGCGUGUUAAUAACCUAACAGUUAACACCGACAGACACGCGCGUCCUCUUUAUACGUGUCUCCAAAUUCUGGAUUUGUACUUUCAACUAAUUUUGUAAUCGUGGAAGCUGAGAGAGCAUUCAAAAGCAAAAGCGUUCCGCAAAUUCUUCAUCUGUGGAUAUAUUUGUAGAUAGACACAUGCAGUAAGAGAUUUCUCGGUGCUUCUUUUUGUUGUUUCUUGCUCGGCGGAAGGUUCUAAUUCUGUGGGUAUCAUCAAAGUAAAUUCUUGGCUGUAUGGGGAGUCCUUCGGUUGUUUUCCUGUAGUUUCUUCUGCAUACCUCUGUUGAUAUUUGAAAGAGAAAAUCCAGGGAAUGCUGAAAGAUGUGCCAUAGCAUUCAUAGUUCUUCCUUAGAACUCCAUGAUGAUGUUGCAUUCCUUGAGUUGCCCAUUUUCAUCCUAGAUGAGAUUGGAAAUAUAAAUCACAGCUCAUUCACUCUCUGCUUUCAAAAGCAUAAUGGGCCAACAGAGUAUAUAAUGCCUGUUGUGUUAGUACAGGACCUUUGUGAAGAUGGUUGAGUAGCUUCUACUUUGCAAAACUCCUAGACUGUAAGUAGCGUGUAUUAUAUUAACAGAGAAGAGUUGUAUUGUGUUAUGCAUUUGGAUUUGUAGCUCAAAAUGGAAAAUAAAGGAAGUGUGUUGAUGCAAAAAUAUGAAUUAGGUAGAUUGCUGGGUCAAGGUACCUUCGCUAAGGUUUACUAUGCAAGGAGUCUCAAAACUAACCAGAGCAUGGCCAUUAAAGUAAUAGAUAAAGAAAAGGUUACGAGGGUUGGGCUUAUCAAUCAGAUCAAGCGAGAAAUAUCUAUUAUGAGACUGGUUACACAUCCUAAUAUUGUGCAGUUAUAUGAGGUCAUGGCUACCAAAAGUAAGAUCUACUUUGUGAUGGAAUAUGCUAGAGGCGGGGAGCUCUUUGACAAGGUGGCUAAAGGAAGGCUAAAGGAGGAGGUUGCACGAAAGUAUUUUCAACAGCUGAUCAAUGCCGUUGACUUCUGUCAUAGCAGGGGUGUUUAUCACCGAGAUUUGAAACCAGAAAACUUACUGUUAGAUGAGAAUGAGAAUCUGAAGGUCUCUGAUUUUGGGUUAAGUGCCCUUGCUGAAUCAAAGCACCAAGAUGGGCUACUCCACACCACCUGUGGAACACCUGCUUAUGUUGCUCCUGAAGUGAUUAAUAGGAAAGGCUAUGAUGGGGCAAAAGCUGAUAUUUGGUCCUGUGGGGUGGUCUUAUAUGUCUUAUUGGCUGGUUAUCUCCCAUUUCAUGACAGUAAUUUGAUAGAAAUGUAUCGAAAAAUUGGCAGAGCAGAGUUCAAAUGCCCUAAUUGGUUCCCAUCUGAAGUUCGCAAGCUGCUGAGAAGGAUAUUGGAUCCGAACCCCAAUACAAGAAUUUCCAUUGACAAAAUUAAGGAAAAUUCCUGGUUCAGAAGGGGAUUGAAAUCCAAACAGACAAAAACUGAAACUGAAAGCAAGAACAGAGCUCCUGAAACUAUGGAUGGUGGUGACCCCAUUGAGAAUAGCAGUGUGGCUGCUGAGACAAAACCAGAGGUGGCUAGACCUUCAAACUUGAAUGCAUUUGAUAUCAUCUCCCUUUCAGCUGGGUUUGAUUUGUCAGGCUUGUUUGAGGAUAAUUAUCGUAAAAGAGAAGCUAGAUUUACAUGCAGGAAGUCUGCAUCAGUCAUCAUCUCUAAGCUGGAAGAAAUCGCUAAGCGGCUUAGGUUUAAAAUUGGGAAGAAGGAUGCAGGUUUGAUGAAAUUGGAGGGAUUGAAGGAAGGCAGAAAGGGAAAAUUGUCCAUUGAUGCAGAGAUAUUUGAGAUCACUCCAAGUUUUCAUUUGGUGGAGAUGAAGAAAUCUAGUGGAGAUACAUUGGAAUACCAGAAGAUAAUAAAAGAGGAUAUAAGGCCUGCUCUCCAAGAUAUUGUUUGGGAUUGGCAAGGUGAUCAUCAGCAGCAACAGCAAGAGCAACAGGAGUCACAGCAGGAGGAGCAACAGCAGCAGCAGCAACAGGAGUUACAGCAGGAGGAGCAGAUGCAGCAGCUACAGCAGCAGUUGCAGCACCAGGAACAGUUCUCUUGAAGAUUUUCUCAUGGCAUUCUAUGUUUGUACAUUGUUUUAUAUGUGCCCUUUAUUAAUAUGUUAUGCUUGUCCUUAUGGGCAUGGGAUCUCAAUUUAAAUAGCUUCCUUUUUUUUUUUUUCAUGUAUGAGUGCUUCUUGAUUUUAUUAUGUAAGAGUAUGCCAUCAAAUACAAUUUGUCCUUUCGUGAUU
Malania oleifera is the source of this 2329-nucleotide messenger RNA. Its product is annotated as CBL-interacting protein kinase 2-like. The coding region runs from base 692 to 2140 and encodes 482 amino acids. The record is from RefSeq and is a predicted model, not a curated record. NCBI's taxonomy places the organism in Eukaryota, Viridiplantae, Streptophyta, Magnoliopsida, Santalales, Ximeniaceae. Gene Ontology annotation, biological process: signal transduction; protein phosphorylation. The transcript has 2 exons. Gene Ontology annotation, molecular function: ATP binding; protein kinase activity.